AUGCAGAGCUUCACAAAGAGAAAGAUUAGAGCAUCAGCUAAUGUGUUUGUUGGUGAUGAUAUACAAUUCGAUACUCAACAAGAUGUAGUCUUUGAUAAUAAUAGUAGCAAUGAUGGUAGUAUUAGUAGUGGCAGUGGCAGUGGCAACAACAGUCCUCAAGUGUCAUCAAUGAGAUCAGAUGAUGCUGUAUAUAAUUUACAUAGUACACAGGUUCAACAACAACAGCAAUCACCAUUACAUACUUCAUCAUCAGGAUCAGCAUCAUCGUCUGCAACAACAACAUCAAGAUAUAAGAUACAAUCAUCAUUCGAUAUACCCUACCCUGUGAAGAAUGCCAUCGAUCAAUUGGAUCCAUCAUACUUUAACGACUCUGACUUCAAGAUCUCGGGCAACAUCACAUUGGAUGGUGUAGUCUAUGUGAUCCUACCAACAGAGAUGUACAUUUGGAGUCUUGAGACACCUCAACAAUACGACAGAGUUGACAUUCCCAAUCAACUGAACGAACAUCAGGUGGUGGUCACGCGCAACAGCAAGAACUAUGGCACUUACUCGGCGUUCAUUGCCACGACUGAUGGUGGCGUGCGCUACUGGCCUCAAACAAACAAACCAUCUCACAGCCAAGACAUCGCUCUGGACUUCCGCAAGGCCAAUGUAUUCCUUGCAGAGUGCAAUCCGUUUGGAGUUGUCAUUGGUAACUCACUUGGAUCAGUCUAUUUGUUGAGCCUGAAGCGUGGCGCACUGGUGGUCAAGCUCAUUAGCAAGUCACAAGGACUGCUCAGCUAUCUCUACUUGGCCAAGCAAUCACCAGUCGUCGCAGUCUUCUCCACCGCACAGCUGACCAGCGCUCAACGCAACGUCUAUGUCCUAACAGAGAACUCAUUGCUCAAGUAUGAGAUCAAUGAGAAUGGCGAAAGACUUAUCAUGGAUCAACCUUUGCAAAGAGACAUACAACAAGCACUUGGACAGAGCAGUGCUGGUGCAUACAAGACAUGCCAACUCUUUGUGGAUAGCCAGGGAGACGAUGCCAAUGAAACAGACACCGCAUUCAUACUCCUAUGCCAGUCAACACCAGAAUCCAAGCUCUACUAUCUCAUGUCGCUACAGGUAGCAAACAACCAAGCACUCAACCCCAAGGCCAUUGAGCGAUUCAGUUGUCAAUGCUUCGAAGGAAACCAGGACUUUAGAGCUAGACCAAUGCUGGCAGUCACCUCAUCGAACAAGUAUUACUUGAGUUGGAUGGACAGGAUAUACUUCUUCUUGGACAACAAGCAGGAUAACAAUGGAGAGAUCAAAUUGACUGACUUGAUGUUGUGCAGUGGUGUUUGGAACAGCAGCUACUACUUCAUCGACAGACAGACUGGCGUUCAAAUCCUCAACAUUGCGCCAUUCCAAACCAAACAGCAAUCAGGUGAUAACCAAGGACAGUCCAGUAUCCUAUUCGAUAUACCAGAGGAAGAGGAUCAGAUUGGAGCAAUGAGGAACAUACUGCUGAGAACAUUGAAUAGCUACUCGACAAAGAAGCAACAUUCAUUCCGUCAAUCAUUGGAGUUGGUUAGGAAGAUGGAUCCAAAGCAUUUGGACGCUGCACUAUGCAGGACAUCAUCAUAUAUUGCAGAUUGUAAACCAAAUGCCAAGUACUGGGCCACUGGAUCAGAGACUCUGCAUCAGCUCGGAACAUCAAUGUCUGUCCAGCUCAAGCAACAGAUAGAGGACAAGCUCAAGAGACAUGCACUGCUCGACGACAUGCUGCAGGAGAAUGACCUGCUCGACGACCUGAGCAAGGAGACACGCGACCUAAUGGAUCACAAUGUGCGACGACUCAAGGCUGCAUCAGACCUGCGCGACUUCCAGAACACGCAGCAAGAGUCCGAAGCCCCAACUAACUCGGUUCUGACCCAUCUGAUCCAAGAGACCGUGUCUGAUCGUCUCGGUCCAAACUGGGCAUCCAAUGGCAUGAAUGUAUAUGAACUGUUCUACUCGAACGUUGCCAUGCUCGACCAGCUGCUGGUGCGUUUCGUAAAGACUGUUCGCAUGUUGGAUGCCACUGUCACCGACUCUCUACUCAAGCUACGCACGAUACUCGAGGCCAACAGCGUCAUUAUCAAGAUCAUCAAGAACUACUCUACAGACAUGUUGUUCGCAUCAAUCAACAACACCAACGACUCCAUUCACCGCCUUCUCAAACAACUGAUCGAGUCAAUCAACUCAUUCAUUGAGACAGAUCUCAAGACCGGACCCGCUCACUUCCUGCUCGCCAAGGCCGAGGUCAGCCUCACCAACUCUGAGAACCUUCUCUACGAACAGUUGCUCGAGCUCACAAACAUCUACCUCCAAUCACUCAAGGACAAUGAGGAACAAAGCUUUGGAGAGUACUCGACGCUACUCAUUGCACCAUUCAUUCAAAGUCAUAGAUAUCAGAUGGCAUUGCAGUUGGCUCAGAAGUAUGGAAACUACAGCUCGAUAAUCCAGGUUUACUUGAGCGAUAAGGAGAACAGGGAGCAACAGUUGUCAAUGCUGCACACUUCACUGAGGCGUUUCCGUAAGGAGGGCAUCAUCGACAAAGUCUACGCCUUCAUGCUAGACUAUGGAAUGAGACAGGAGUUGCUUCAGCUGCCCGAGGAGUUUAGCGACUCGCUGUCCAGAUUCCUGGAGCAUCAUCCACAGAUCGCCUGGAUCAACUCUCUCCGUCUGAGACAAUGGAACAGCGCGGCCAAGGUCCUCCUGGAGGAGUCGCAACGCGAGGCACAGAGCGUGUCCAACAAGAACACCAUGCUCAAUCUGGCCAAGAUCUCUAUGAUGGCAGAGAACAAGAAGCCACUGCCCAAUCGUGAUCAACUGAUCAGCUGUUCCAAUCAAGCACUAGAGUUGAUCAAGAUACAAAGAGAGUUCUUACCCAAUGAGAAGCAGCCACUUGGUAUCUCAAAUCUCAUUGGUGAGAUACUCACUCAUACAGACUAUCAACCAUUGGACAGAUACUCUAUCUGUUUCAAUGCACUGGAAGAGUCAAAGUUGUUGACGACAACAGAGGAAAGGAUUCAUUUGUUUAAAUCCAUCCUAUUUGCAGCAUUCGAUCAUGGAGGUGUUAUGGAUCUAUGCAGGAACUUGGACGCAUCAACCUCUGACAAACAGUUUGAUAUGAUGAUUAUUGAAUCGGAUUAUUUCCAACUACUCCAUUGUCUUCCAAGAGAUGAGGAAACAAGUGAUGUGGUCCAGUCAUUCAUUAGCGAUUUCAACAAACUUAAACAGAAGUCAAUGACAGAUGAAAGACACAAACAUCAAUUAUCUCGCAUACUCUCACGUGUCAUUGAACUAUGUCGACAAUACUGA
Molecule: messenger RNA, 3327 nt
Organism: Acytostelium subglobosum LB1
Lineage: Eukaryota; Evosea; Eumycetozoa; Acytosteliales; Acytosteliaceae
Exons: 10
Coding region: 1-3327 (1108 amino acids)
Biological process (GO): poly(A)+ mRNA export from nucleus; transcription-dependent tethering of RNA polymerase II gene DNA at nuclear periphery; protein import into nucleus
Cellular component (GO): nuclear pore outer ring
Molecular function (GO): structural constituent of nuclear pore; protein binding
Source: RefSeq, a predicted model, not a curated record